UUAUUAUAAUUUUUUAUAAUUUAUCAAAUCACUCUCCAGCUAUGAGCUUAGAGCUUCUGUUCAAGCUAAUGAGAUAGAGAAAUUUCUCUGGUGUUUUCUUUUCCCUCUCUCGAAACACUUUCACCGAUUCGUGACGAGGUGAGCGGAAACGACAACAUAUUUUGGUUCAGCUGAUUAUUUAGAGCUUCCAAAACUCCUUUCUUUUCAACAUUAUUUGGGUGAUAGAUUCAAGAUUGGCUUCUAAAUUUUAGGGUUCUUGGUGGUUCGUUUCUUGAGCUAAAGGUGUACCAUUUUGGGCGUCAAGCUGGCUAUGGACUACGAGCCCUAUGAUAGCAGUGGAACUGAUGAUGAUCUUCCCCCAUCACAUCAAAGUCGAAUCCCUAGAGGGGGACGUGUGGCUGGGAAUGGAAGACCAGUUGCACCUUCUAUGCCGUACCCUAGGAUGUAUGUUGAAACUGAUAUGGAGACCCAGAUUCAUCAACUUGAGCAAGAAGCAUACAGUUCAGUUCUAAGAGCCUUUAAAGCUCAGGCUGAUGCCAUUACUUGGGAGAAGGAAAGUUUGAUAACAGAGCUUAGAAAGGAGUUGAGAUUAUCUAAUGAGGAGCAUAGAGAGCUUCUUGGCAGGGUUAAUGCUGAUGAUGUCAUACGCAGAAUAAGGGAGUGGAGACAGACUGGUGGGCUUCAAUCUGGCAUACUUGGUACAGGUCAAGCUGUUCAUGAUCCAAUACCCAGUCCUACUGUCUCUGCAUCUCGCAAGAAACAAAAGAUUACCUCAUCUCAAUCCUUUGGUGGUCCAUCUCCGUCAUUUCACCCACAAGCUGUUUCUGCUUCACAUCAGCCAUCUUCAUCAACUGCUAAACGUGGACCUGUUUCAGGAUCAAAGAGCAAGAAGCAAAAACCUGGUUUACCCAGUGCUUCAUCAAUGAAGUCCAUUCCACACCUAUCCUCAGGUCAAUCUGGAAGGGGUCAAGUGGCAAAUAGGGUUUCUUCUGGUGCUGCUCCUGAAGGAGCUACAUCAGAAUCAUUAAUCGGGAAGAAAGUCAGGACUAGGUGGCCUGAUGAUAAUAACUUUUAUGAAGCUGUUAUAACUGACUACAAUCCAGUUGAGGGGCGGCAUGCUUUGGUGUAUGAUAUUGGCUCGGCAAAUGAGACAUGGGAAUGGGUUAAUCUUUCAGAGAUCUCUCCUGAGGAUAUACAAUGGGAAGGUGAGGACCCUGGAAUCCCUCAUCGAGGGGGUUAUGGUGGAUCAGGCCAUGCAACGAAUAGAUCAGUAGGUCGGGAUAGUAUUCCCGGUGUAGGAAGAGGUAGAGGUGUCACAAAGGGUCAAUCCAGAAAAGAUUUAUUGCCAUCACAGAAUGGAAUUGGAAAGAAGUUGCCAGAUGAUAUACAAAUUCUUCACACUGAUACUCUAAUCAAGGAAGUGGAGAGAGUAUUUGGUGCAAAUCAUCCUGAUCCUCUUGAGAUUGAGAAGGCAAAGAAAGUAUUGAAGGAUCAUGAACAAUCACUUGUUGAUGCAAUUUCAAGGCUUGCGGAUAUUUCAGAUGGUGAAAGUGAUGAGGGAGGCCACCACUAUGGGCAGGCAAUGGAGAGAGAAUGAUGGGAUCAGUUUUUGAUGGAAUGCUGCAUAUCUUAUACUUACAGUUAUAAAAAUGGCUGGAGAAAGAGAAAACUUGAGAUGACAAAAGAUGGGGUAGAAGAGACUGUUGGGAUCUUAGAGAGAUAUAUCGGACUUGAAGGUCAUUUCCUUGUAUAAUACUUUCUAUAAUUAUAUGGGAUGACUUUGGGUUUGGGUCGUUUAGAGUAGGUAUUGUUGUAGGCAAUCAUAUUAUUGUAGCCAGUUGAUAAAUGCUUAUUUAGCGGUAAAAUCUUUCACUUUUGGGAAGUUUAACAUGAUUUGGGAAGUGAUUAGUGUGCUCAUGAUGUAUAAAUUUUGUUUCAUUGCUACAUUUUUUUUUUA
Messenger RNA from Hevea brasiliensis (rubber tree), 1957 nucleotides. RefSeq names its product protein EMSY-LIKE 3. The transcript has 10 exons. NCBI's taxonomy places the organism in Eukaryota, Viridiplantae, Streptophyta, Magnoliopsida, Malpighiales, Euphorbiaceae. The coding region runs from base 311 to 1597 and encodes 428 amino acids. Gene Ontology annotation, biological process: defense response to fungus. Gene Ontology annotation, cellular component: nucleus. The record is from RefSeq and is a predicted model, not a curated record.